AUGCACGGACACCGCGUCGUGGCGUAUUACCCUGUCGUCGCAGGAGUGCCCAUUGCGAACAGGGGUGCUAGAUCGGGUAGCACGAAUGGCGGUGCUGGCGAGGGAGAGGUGGAAGCGGUUGACGUGGUGCUUGAGGUCGUGGGUUCGAAUCUCGAAACCACAGGAGCAGUGCAGAUGCAGCGUCAGCUGGUGAUUCGUGCGAAGAUUCUGGUCGCAGCAGAUGGCCUGCGAUCAGCUCUGUAUCUGAUUGAUAUCGGCCACGGGAAGACCUUUUGGCAGGUACGCGUUAUUGACCCUGAUAGCAAGCUGAAGUCCGAGCUGAAACUUACACCCUUUGGGGGAUUCGGGAAACCAGGUGUCAAGGACCGGUUGAUGUGCCACGUCAGCAAGCACAUUGCAGACCCCUCAGCCCAUGACACCUGGCAUACCGUGCUCCAGGCGGUUACCACAACGGACCCCGGUAACAUCUACGAGCGGUGGAUGAUGGACCGGCCUCCUCCGAAGGAUUCUUGGAGCGACCCCAAGUGUGGUAACAGGGUUGUUCUUAUGGGGGAUGCUGCACAUGCCAUGCACACUGGCCCAGGGCAAGGAGCUCAGAUGGCAUUUGAAGAUGCACACCAGCUGUCCAUGUGCCUUGCUGAUAUCAAGGACGUACUCGCCGAACCUGCUGCCGUGGCUGCUGCGGUUCGGGAGUACGAGGCUCGGCGGAUCGACAGGUGUGUGAGAGUACAUGCAUACGCCACUGCAACACAUGGGUUUGGAGAGGAAGGGAAACUUGCGAAGGCUCUUUCUCCGUCUGAGAAAAUGAAGAGGUUCAUGGAGUUCAGGAGUUGGGUCCACGCGUAUCCUGACAAGAUCAAAGGUGACCCUGAAUCUACCUACUUUAAAUGA
Molecule: messenger RNA, 891 nt
Organism: Closterium sp. Naga37s-1
Lineage: Eukaryota; Viridiplantae; Streptophyta; Zygnematophyceae; Desmidiales; Closteriaceae
Source: the annotation of a GenBank genome assembly